AUGUCUCAUACGUCUAUAGAAAAUACUGGACCACAAUGCUGGGAUGAAAAACAGGUAAAAUAUUUUACUGAUGAAUAUCCUUGGAUUUUUUUUAAUGAAAAUAAUCUUGGCUGUGAAGUUUGUAAAAAAGGCAACUUAAAUUUAAGCAAAACAAAAGGAACUCAUUUUGCUAAAGAGUGGAUUAAAGGAGAAAUUUGUGCUGUUGGACCAAAUAUUAAAAAACAGCAAGCAAAUCUAAGGAAGAAAAUUUUAUUGCAUAAAACUUCAAAUGCUCAUUUAUAUAUGGAAAGAAUUAUUCAUAAAAGCAAAUUUGAUGAUAUCCCAGAGCAUAUUAAAAAAUUAUCUAAAACUGAAAUAAAAACUACAGAAAAAGUGUUUAGAACUGCAUAUUGUAUUGAUAAAAAUCAACGCCCUUUUUCUGAUCAUCCAAAACUCAUUGAUCUCCAAAUCUAUAAUGGCCUUAAUAUGGGACGAAUCUUACAAAGUGAUAAGUCAUAUUCUAAUAUAGUUGAUCAUAUUGCUAUUGAAAUGAGAAAAAAAGUUUGUAACAUGAUAGAAUUAAGUGCAACAUCUGCUGAAGCAAUAAAAAAUGCAAUUAUUACAAACUUAUUUUAUUAUGGAAUGACUGAUGAUUUUCUCAAAAAGAAUUUGAUUGCAUUUGUCAGUGAUGGUGCAUCAACUAUGCUAGGAAGAAAAGCUGGUGUAAGUACAAAGUUGCAGAGUAUGUAUCCAAAUUUGAUUGUAUGGCAUUGUUUAAAUCACCGUCUUGAAUUGGCAAUUUACGACACAUUGAAAGAAAUUAAUGGGACUAAUAAUUUUCAAUCAUUUAUUGAAAAUUUGUAUACUUUGUAUCAUAACUCACCAAAGAAUAUGACCGAACUUAAGGAAUGUGCUUCAUCAUUAGAACAACAACUGCUACACAUUGGAAAAAUUUUUACCAUUAGGUGGGUGGCAUCAAGUGAAAAAACAAUUAAAGCGGUAUGGAACAAUUAUACUGCAUUAAAUGCACAUUUUUCUAAGUCAUCUGUUGAUAGUUCAAAAAAUUCAAAAGAUAGAUCUAAGUACUCGGGACUUCAAAAAACAUUAGCAUCAAAGGAAUUUGCAACUAAUUUGGGUAUUAUACAUGAUGCUAUUAGUGAGCUAGCUAAUUUAUCAUUGAUACUACAAAAUAGAUGUUUGAGUAUAGCUGAGGCAAAAAAAUGUAUUCUUCGUACUAUUAGAAUUUUUGAAUCUAUGAUAGAUCAUCAUGGUCCAAAAACUGAAGAAGCUUUAAAUGCAUGUGGAAAUGAACGAUUGAUGUUUAAAAAUGUUAAAUUAUCCAAUAAUAAGGUAAUACCAAAAAUUAUGCCAUCCCAAUUUUUCUGA
Messenger RNA from Myzus persicae (green peach aphid), 1365 nucleotides. RefSeq names its product E3 SUMO-protein ligase KIAA1586-like. The transcript has 4 exons. Lineage: Eukaryota; Metazoa; Arthropoda; Insecta; Hemiptera; Aphididae. Bases 1 to 1365 code for a protein of 454 amino acids. The record is from RefSeq and is a predicted model, not a curated record.